This is a messenger RNA of Penicillium macrosclerotiorum, 2046 nucleotides long. RefSeq lists its product as uncharacterized. The transcript has 5 exons. The record is from RefSeq and is a predicted model, not a curated record. Gene Ontology annotation, molecular function: NAD+ poly-ADP-ribosyltransferase activity. The coding region runs from base 1 to 2046 and encodes 681 amino acids. Lineage: Eukaryota; Fungi; Ascomycota; Eurotiomycetes; Eurotiales; Aspergillaceae.
AUGGCUCCUCGUACAUUCAAAAAGAUGGUGAUUGCUGUGAGCGGCACAUUUCCUGGUUUCAAGCAAUCCGAUGUCAAGGAGUUGAUUGAGGCCCAAGGAGCCACUUUCAGUACAUCAGUUAAUGACCAGUGCACUCAUUUGAUUACGACAAGCAAAGAUGUGGAGAAGAACAGCUCCAAGUACCAAGCGGCAUCCAAGUCCACCACCUGUCACGUAGUUUCCCUCGACUGGCUGACGGAGUCCAGCAAAGGAAAGAAACCGCUAGCAGAGAAGGUGUAUCUGCUGGGUGCUGGUGCUGGUUCCGGUCAGAGCACUGCUGCUCCUCAGGUAGCGCCGAAAAAGUCGAACAUGAAUGCUUUAAAAAAUGGGAAUGGCAAGGACUUGACGGCCGAUUCUGAAAAGACUGGCCAAAAGCGGGCCUUGAAGCAGGAAGAUGAAUCUGCCGAGAAGCCAAUCAAGAAGCAGAAAGACUCAGAGAGUUCAAUCUCGAAGCAGCUGGUUAUUCCUGUGGACGAAGGAUUCACCUCAUCUGUUUCUUCUUACCUUGAUCCUCGUGUACAUAUCGAUGACACAGGUCUGAUCUGGGACGCCACUCUCAACCAGACCGUUGCCUCAAACAACAACAACAAAUUCUAUCGACUUCAGAUUGUUGCUGACAAAAAGGGCAGAUUCAUUGCCUGGACUCGUUGGGGUAGAGUUGGAGAGCACGGCCAGUCGGCAGCUGUUGGGGAUGGCAGCUUGAAGACUGCAGAGAUGGCUUUCAAGAAAAAAUUCCGAGAAAAGUCAGGCCUCGCAUGGGAAAACCGUCUCGAGCUACCGAAGAAUAAUAAGUAUACGUUUAUUGAACGCAACUACGAGGAAGACGAUGAAGAGGAAGAAAUAAAGAAGCCGAUCAAAGAAGAGCCAGAUGAGCAGAAACCCGAAGUGAAAUGCACCCUCUCCAACCCACUGCAGAACCUCAUGUCUUUCAUUUUCAACCAAGAUCACUUCUACUCCGCUAUGGCUUCAAUGUCAUACGAUGCAAAAAAGCUACCUCUGGGCAAGCUUAGCGAUCGAACUUUGAAAGCUGGUUUCUCUACCCUCAAAGAGUUAGCUGAGCUCCUGGCAGAUCCUGCUCUGGCCACCCCGCGGUAUAAUAUGGGCUAUGGACCUGCUAUUGAGAGUCUAAGCAAUCGUUACUUUACAACUAUUCCACACGUCUUCGGUCGUAACCGACCGCCGAUCUUGAACUCGGAUGCCCAGAUCAAAAAGGAAAUCGAACUGUUGGAGGCUCUGACGGAUAUGGAUGUGGCCAAUGAAAUCUUGAAAGAUUCGAAACAGGUUUCCGAUAUUCAUGAACUGGAUCGUCAGUUCCAGAGCCUGGGAAUGGAAGAAAUGACCUCUCUUGAACAUGAUUCCACUGAGUUCCAUGAACUUUCAAGUUAUCUGUUGAAUUCUCGCGGUGCAACCCAUCACCUCAAAUACACAAUCAUCGAUAUCUUCCGCAUUGAGCGCCGGGGUGAGAAUGCCCGUUUCAGCUCAUCUUCAUUCGCCGAUUUGAAAAACAGUGACCGUCGUCUACUUUGGCAUGGCUCUCGUAGCUCUAAUUUCGGUGGCAUUCUGAGCCAGGGUCUACGAAUUGCGCCCCCAGAAGCACCUGUGAACGGCUACAUGUUCGGCAAAGGUGUAUACCUCGCGGAUACGUCGACUAAGUCUGCUAACUACUGCUGUUCCUCCACCAGCGCAAAUAUGGGAUUACUCUUACUCUGUGAUACAGAGCUCGGCGAACCUAUGCUGGAACUUUGCAUCGGCGAGUACAAGGCUGGAGAAAUUGCUCGUAAAGAAGGAAAAAUUGCUACUCUUGGAAAGGGCCAGACCAUUCCUGGAGGAUGGAAAGAUGCUGCAGCCGUCAAUCCCGUGCUGGAAGGCGUCAAACUUCCCGAUGUGAGCCGUGGCUCAAUACCCUGCAAGGACGAUCAUAAUCCGUGGCUGCAGUACAAUGAGUAUAUCGUUUACGAUGUUGCUCAGAUUCGACAGCGCUACCUUUUCUACGUCCGUAUGGAUUGA